CCUACUCUAAUUCAAUAGGAGCUCAGCUGCGGCUGUUGGUCUGUCGGCGUCGAGCACACACGGACCAUUUCUCUCACAGUGAAUCACACAGCUGAACCUGUCCGUCGGAAUAACAGUCUGUGGCUUCGGACGCGACAUUUUUAAAUAAAUAUGAGGACAGAUUUAGGAUAAACCGAGGAUGGAUGCAUGAAUCUUGUGUGUUUUCUCUCUCUCUCUCUCUCUCGGAGCGUUUGGUUUUUUUGCAGAGUGAUGAAUGAAAACCAGCAGGAAAAAAACAAAAUCCGAGCUCGCCAUGGAUACCAGAGUGCAGUGAUGCUGAGGGAACAGCUGUGACUGAAUAAAGUCCGAGAAAAAAAGAGCCAAAAAAACAGCGACAAGUUGUGCAGAACACUGUUUUUAUUCCAUUUCUGGAUCAGAUGCUGCAGAUGUUAUAGUUUGCUGAGGACGCUGAUCCUGAGGACCGAGCAGACCCCCCUCUUCACACAGACCGGAGGAUGAUCCCCGGGGCCCCCAGCACGACCACCACCAUGCUCCCCGCCUCCGAGGCUGCCAAAAUCUACCAGACCAACUACGUGCGCAACUCCCGCGCCAUCGGCGUCCUCUGGGCCAUCUUCACCAUCCUCUUCGCCAUCGUCAACGUGGUGUGCUUCAUCCAGCCGUACUGGAUCGGAGACGGCAUGGACACCCCGCAGGCGGGCUACUUCGGUCUGUUCCACUACUGCAUCGGGAACGGGCUGUCCCGGGACUUGACCUGUCAGGGAAGCUUCACCGAGUUCAGCACCAUCCCCUCCGGUGCGUUCAAGGCCGCCUCCUUCUUCAUCGGGAUGUCCAUGGUGCUGGUGCUCACCUGCAUCGGCUGCUUCGCGCUCUUCUUCUUCUGCAGCACCGGCACCGUGUAUAAGAUCUGCGGCUGGAUGCAGCUGGCUGCAGGUACGUGUCUGAUUCUGGGCUGCAUGAUCUACCCGGACGGCUGGGACAGCGACGAGGUGAAGAGGAUGUGUGGCGAGCAGACGGACAAGUACACGCUGGGGGCGUGCUCGGUGCGCUGGGCCUACAUCCUGGCCAUCAUGGGCAUCAUGGACGCUCUCAUCCUGUCCUUCCUGGCCUUCGUCCUGGGGAACCGUCAGGACAGUCUGAUGUCUGAGGAGCUGCUGGGAGACAAGAGCGGCAAUAACGCCAUAUAAAAUCUGGUAAUGGAUCAGCAGUCACACACACAGGUCUUGCUGCCUAUACGUGACGUUACUUCAGGAUCCAGCUUCCUUCUCCUGGUCCAUCCUGUGGCUGGGAUGCAGAGCUGAUGUGUGAGAAGAACCGAUCUAUGAGGAGGUCUGGAGGAGGCCUCACAACCUUGGUGGAGACUGGGAUGCUGCUUGUCCUCUCUGGAAGCUCCCCCCUGUAAAAUAGCCUUCUCGUUCAUCUCAAACUGCCUUUUUUUUUAGCAGGAUGAAUUCUCAAAAAGACUUUCACGUUUACCUGUGUUGGUAUGUCACUGCGUCAUCUUACCCGAGCUGUUCAGACUGAAACGUUUGUCCGUGUGGAUGUGAGGAAGGCUGGCAGUGCACAAGAAAAAAAGAUAUAUAUAUAUAUAUAUAUAUAUA
Messenger RNA from Centropristis striata (black sea bass), 1598 nucleotides. RefSeq names its product LHFPL tetraspan subfamily member 3 (gene lhfpl3). The transcript is spliced from 4 exons. Gene Ontology annotation, cellular component: plasma membrane. Gene Ontology annotation, biological process: sensory perception of sound. Lineage: Eukaryota; Metazoa; Chordata; Actinopteri; Perciformes; Serranidae. The record is from RefSeq and is a predicted model, not a curated record. Bases 495 to 1184 code for a protein of 229 amino acids.